Molecule: messenger RNA, 1137 nt
Organism: Brettanomyces bruxellensis
Lineage: Eukaryota; Fungi; Ascomycota; Pichiomycetes; Pichiales; Pichiaceae
Exons: 1
Coding region: 1-1137 (378 amino acids)
Biological process (GO): biosynthetic process
Molecular function (GO): catalytic activity; pyridoxal phosphate binding
Source: RefSeq, a predicted model, not a curated record
AUGGUUAAACAGGAAGCCUUUGAACUAGAACAGUUCAUAGAUAAAUAUGAAACAGAAGUCAAAUAUAAUGUGGCGGAGACAUGCUGUUACUCUAUGUCACUACGAGAAAUUGAGAACAUUUCAGGGAAUAAGUUUGACUUUGAUAAAAUAGCAAACGAAAGGUUAGCCUACUCGUAUAUUCAAGGUUCUCCGGGCUUGAAGAAAGCUAUUGGAGGACUUUAUGAGACCAUAGGCCCAGAAAACUUGGUGGUGACAAAUGGUGGAAUUGGGGCAAACUUCCUCUCAUUCUACACGCUUGUCGGCCCAGGUGACCAUGUCAUUGUUUUAAGUCCAAUUUAUCAGCAAUUGUCUUCGGUUCCGAAAAUGUUUGGGGCUGACGUUGAGAUCAUCAAGCUGAAUUUUGAGGAUGGAUUUCAACCCAACCUCAAGCAGCUAGAGGCGAAAAUGAGAAAAAAUGCGAAGAUGAUUGUCAUGAAUAAUCCAAACAAUCCCACAGGAUGCAUUUUCCCCCAAGAAACCGUUCUUAAAAUCGUGGACAUAGCUAGAAAGUACGGAUCGUAUAUUCUUUCGGAUGAGGUGUACAGACCACUUUUCCAUUCCCUUGAACCUGCGGAUAGCGAGCCCAAAGCUAUUGCUGAUUUGUACGAAAGGGGAAUAUCUAUAGGAUCGAUGUCCAAAAGUUUUUCCGUUGCCGGAAUUAGAUUGGGUUGGAUCGCUUCAAGAGACAAGAAUGUCAUAGAGGGAAGUCUAAUUCGUCGGGAUUUCAAUAUGAUUUCUGUCGGGGUUAUCGACGAUAUUAUUGCACAGUAUGUUCUUCAAAAUAAGGAAGCCAUAAUGAAGCAUAAUUACCAAUUAUGCGUACAAAACCUCGUGAUUCUUGACGAUGCCAUUCGGAGGUCUAAGGGAAAACUCGAAUAUGUGAGACCAAAAGCUGGAACAACUGCAUUUGUGAAGGUCAAUAACAAAGAUGUGUCGAGUACGAUGCAGAUGUGUCUCAACCUUGCUAAACAUGAUAAUGUUCUUGCAGUACCAGGUGAGACCUUCAAUUAUCCAGGCUUUCUACGUAUCGGCUUUGCAAAUCGCCGGGAAGAUCUCAUCAAUGGAUUGGAAAAGAUUCUCGCGUAUUUAAAUGUAUGA